AUGGAGCAGCUCGUGUUGCCUGCUCCGCCGUGCGCUGUCGACACUGCUGCACGUGUGGAGAGCUUGAAGCGGCAGUUGAAAGAGACUGUUAAGGGGCUCCGCACCACGUCGCAGCGGCAGCGACGUUUCAGAAAGCGGGAGAGUUCCUGCGGACUGGGGCCGGCAGCUUGCAAACAAGUCCUUGCCGCCUACAUCCUUUCCGAGUAUGAUGUGAGCAAGGCGGCCACUCUGGCGCAGCACCUUGCAUCAGCUGCAAGCUCCGGACAGCGUUUGCAAGCAAGCGAACGCUUCGUUGAAGACAUUUUCCUAGCGGCUUCUCAAGAAGAUAUCCUGAGUGUCUCCUUUCCCAGGAACCAAGCGUGGCAGUCGGCUGUUACGAAGGCUGCCAAGUUCCUCGCAGAGGAAGCAGCACUGACCUGGGUGGGUGUGCAAAACUACCAACAUGGUUCGGCGCCUACAGCCCGGGAAGUUUUCUUGCAGGUCAGGUUGCGCCAGACUGGAGGAAUCAGCGACGAGGAUGGCAUGCCCCGUCAGCGAAGCAUCAAUGCCUGGGCUGCCCGGUGGAGGCAGCGGUGGGGUGUCCAGCGCCGUGCAUUGAAAUUUCAGGAGGACCUCGAGCCGGACACCGUGGUCAAGAAGGUGUCAGUUUUUUGGCAAUGGUUGCGGUACCGUCAGCAGCAAUGCUCGCCAAAGCAGGUCUUGAUGCUGAACCUGGACGAGACAUCCAUCGGGUAUCUGGCUCGGCCGUGUUCCGGAAUGGUUCUGUCACGCAAAUACUGGAAUGAGCAAGGUUUGGAGCCACGCAUCCGGGUCAAGAAAUCAGAAACUCGUGGCGCGGCGACAUAUGUGGCCAUCAUUGCCAACAAUGCAGGAAUUCAAGCAUGUUUACCUCAUUUCCUUAUAGUGAAUGAGAACAAGCUAACCAGGACUCUAGAGCGACAGGUGGCCUCGCUGCCAGCGAGUCAUCUGCAAGUAUGGCGCCGGAAGAGCGCAUGGAACACUGCAGAUUGCAUGGUCGAGAUUCUCCAACAUUUGGGAACCCAUCUGGCUCCAUGGUUAGCCACCUACACUCCAGUACUCCUCCUUGACCAAGCUCCAUGUCACUUGCCUGCGAAGGUCAUGGAAACGGCCAGAGACAACCAUAUCCACUUGGUCUAUAUUCCGGCAUCGCUCACUUCGAUACUGCAACCCCUUGACAUCGCUGCCUUCUCCAGCUUAAAGAUGUGGUGGGCGGCAAAGUUUCAGGCGCUACGACAGGCGUCUGACAACUCCGAAGUGUCUGAGAUUGCAUGGAUGGAGCUGCUCCGGACGGUUCCUCGCAAAUUUUUCGCAGCCAGAUCGUGGUCACGAGCCUUUGCUGCUGUAGGAACAACAGGGGAUGUUGCAGUCCUCAACCGAGCGCUGAAACGGCAGCUCGGCGAUGCUGUGGCUAUGAGCAGCCCAGACAAGCCUACACCAGAGCAGCUAAGCUGCAUCUGGCUGAAAAGGCGCCGCAUGGAGUAUGCCUAUCCUUUGCUCAUGCAACCUGGAUGCUGA
This is a messenger RNA of Symbiodinium sp. CCMP2456, 1536 nucleotides long. The record is from the annotation of a GenBank genome assembly. Lineage: Eukaryota; Dinophyceae; Suessiales; Symbiodiniaceae.